This is a messenger RNA of Cladocopium goreaui, 861 nucleotides long. The record is from the annotation of a GenBank genome assembly. NCBI's taxonomy places the organism in Eukaryota, Dinophyceae, Suessiales, Symbiodiniaceae.
UUCAAUUGCAGCAACAUGAGCCGCUCCGAUGUCCUUGCUUGGUGCAUGCCAUGCCUACCUCAGCAACGGCCCGAGCGGCCCGAGAAGCCCGAGCGGCCAAAGAUCGAGCUGAUGACCCUGCACCAGGAGAUUUGGAGAAAGAUCUUGGUGCAACUUGAAGCGAUAGACUUGGCGACCUUGUGUCAGGUGACCAAAGAGUUGCAGCAAGAAAUCUGCAGCAAAAGGUUGGUGAAAACGCUUGGCUUGCGUGCUUUGCACAUUUUGGACGCACCCUUCCUGAACUUCGCUUGGUUGGGCGCUGGUCGAUUGGCUUCGGGUGAAGAUGGCUGGGAGACUCUAUUGGGGUCCCUUGCUCUGGCGAAUGCGCCCCGGAGCCGCUGGAUGUUGGAAGUGCUGAGCCUCAGCAGUUUGCUCUCUGUGGGCGUGUCCCAUGAGACCAUGAAAUCCAACGCGCUGUUGGGAUCCAACAGCUGUGACUCCUGGGGUUGGGAAUUUUCUCCCAAGGGCUGGGUCGAAACCAUCAGUUCCCAACAACUGAAAUCUCAAAGCCGACAGCUUCAACCGCUGUUGGGCCAUGGCCAGCGGAUGAUUUUAGUUUUCCACCUACGGCCACGCAAUGGAGCCGGGGCCCUCUUGGAGUUGGCUGUUUUGAGCUUCAACGGCUCCUGGCACUGGUUGGAUCUGGGAUUGACGCAUGAGCUCCCCGCACUGACAGGGCUAAGACCAGCAGUAUCGGUGGAUCUGGGUGCAGCAGUUCGCGUGCUGUCCAGUGAAGUCUUUCUGGAUAGCGGUUGCUAAAGCUGUGGCGCUUUCUGAAUGGUUGACCAAAGAUGGAAAAAGUGAUGUGGAGGAUGAACUUCC